AUGAGAGACUGUGCAUUAUACUUGAGAGGGCUGAGGUUCCAGGCACCGAAAUCAUGGAUCGUCCGUGCGCCUAGCGCCACGCUGACGGAAAAAGUCCGGGCAUCAACUUACGACGCCAAGAUUGAGCAUGAGCGGGAUAUGGUCGAGAGAGAGACAUAUGGGAACAAAUUUAGUGGUAGGCAGUGGAAAAGGUGGUGCGAACAUAAACAAAGGAUCGAGCGCCAGCAUAUGAAUGGUACCGGAUAG
Molecule: messenger RNA, 246 nt
Organism: Blumeria graminis f. sp. triticale
Lineage: Eukaryota; Fungi; Ascomycota; Leotiomycetes; Helotiales; Erysiphaceae
Source: the annotation of a GenBank genome assembly